UCUGCAUGGUUCUCCAGUCUCUCGAUUCUCGUGAGAUCCGCGCACGUGUCGGUCGCUAACGCGGCCGUUUUCUCUAGCCACGGAGACUACAAAAUCGAACACUGCGGUUCCAAUUCCAAGGCCCUGGGCCGCACGAGUGCCUUCAAACGACGUUAUGGCCAAUUUUCAGGAAGUAUGUGUCGUCCGCACCGACGGCGACCUACCGCUGGCGAAGUACCGGUCAACAAAAACUGGCAUGACCGUGUGCGUGUCCGAAUUUGAUGGGCCACUCAUUAGCGGAUACCUUUGCAUCGCGACUGAAGCUCAAGAUGACGACGGCCUGCCGCAUACCUUAGAACAUCUAAUUUUCAUGGGCAGCGAGGACUACCCUUUCAAGGGAAUCCUGGACCAGUUGGCAAAUCGGUGCCUGGCAUCUGGCACCAAUGCUUGGACAGAUUCAGACCACACCUGUUACACCAUGACUACAGCUGGUUCCAAGGGGUUCCUCAACUUGUUGCCAAUCUACCUAGACCACAUUCUCUACCCUUUGCUCACGGAGGCAGCCUUCAUCACCGAAGUCCAUCAUGUGAACGGAGAGGGAGAGGAUGCUGGUGUUGUCUACUGCGAGAUGCAGGCACGCGAGAACACAGGCGAAAGCUUGUGCAUGCUGAACCUGUUGCGUACACUCUACCCAGCUCCCUGUGGCUACCGCUACGAGACUGGAGGCCUCAUGCGCAAUCUUCGGGAGAGCACUGACAACCAAAAGGUCAGAAUGUACCACAGGAACUUCUACCGUCCUGAGAACCUAUGUGUGAUUGUAGCUGGCAGCGUGUCUCCCAAAGAAGUACUCAAGGCUCUGGAGCCAUUUGAGAGAAAGAUCAUUGCAAAGGGCCAGAGGAAAUCAUUCACUCGACCAUGGCAGAAACCAGUACCACCCAUCACUGGUCCUUUGGACUCAACAGUACCAUACCCAUGUGAUGAUGAUGACCAUGGCCUUGUUUAUGUAGCUUUCAGGGGACCUCCACUUAAGGCUUGUGAAGACAUUGCAGCAUUGUUGGUCAUGCAAGACUACCUUACAGACACAUCAGUCUCUCCUCUACAGAAGUUGUUUGUUGAGACAGAAGAUCCAUACUGCAGCAUGGUAAAAGCAAGUUUUAUUGAAAACAAAGAAAGCUGCUUUUAUUUUGGCUUUGAGAACGUGACCAAAGGAAAACUCAGAAUGAUCAAGAGCACAUUGAUCAAGGCUUUGUCUGACAUUGCUAAUGGCACUACUCCUCUGGACAUGGAAAGAAUGGCUGUUGUAAUUCAAAGGCGACGUCUCCGGAUACUGAAUCAGGUUGAAUCUUCACCACACGAGAGUAUCGCAAACACCGUCAUUAUGGACUUCCUCUAUGGAGACACGCUCGAAGAUCUGCGGAACAGGGUAAACCAGAUUCCCAUAUUCAUGAGCCUGCUGAAAAAAGAUAAGCACUUUUGGGUGAACCUUCUGAAAAAGUACAUGGUUGACAACAAGGCCAUCUGUGUGAUUGGGGAACCGAGCCCGCAUUUGAUGGGGAAGAUGUCUGAUGCAGAGAGCCAGAGGAUCCAGCGUCAGCGAGAAACUCUUGGGGAUGAAGGCCUCCAGAAGCGAGCUGAAGCCCUAGAAAAGGCCAUUGAGGCUAAUGAGAAAGAGCCACCGAAGGAGAUGAUCUUGGCUGUGGAAGUUCCGCCUGUGUCAACCAUCAGCUUCCAUAGUCUGUUGCGUGCUUGCAAUGCUCAUGGCGAUAAGGGCAUUAUGUCCUUUGGCCUUCAAGGAAUUCCUUUCCGGUUUGAACUGGACCAUCUCAAGACCAACUUUGUCUCGCUUACUGUCAUGCUCAACACAAGCGGUAUCUCCCAGGACCUUCGCAUGCACAUACCACUCUUUCUAGAGCUGCUUCAUGAGUCACCGGUCAUGACAAAAACAGGGCGCUUGAACCACAACGACGUCAUCAACCAACUGGAGGCAGACACCAUCCACAUAGUCACUGGGUUGGGCCUCGAGUGCAGUGCCCGCUUCUUUGCCGGCUCCCAUGCCCAGUAUGCCUCCCUCUGCCUUUUGAUAGACCGUGAGAAAUAUUUCCAAGGAGUGCAGUGGGUGCACGACUUGCUGACUGGCAUACAGUUUGAGCCAGACCGGAUCCAAGUUGUGGCUAACAAGAUGGUCAAGGAUGUGGUCAAGAAGAAGCGCUCAGGGAUAAAGAUCACCGGAACGCUCAUACGGAUACUCUCGUUUCGGCCAGAAAGUAAUCAUACCGCUGGCAGUAUGCUCCGCCAGCAGACCUUCCUGUACGACUUGCUGCGGCAGCUGAAGGUGGAUCCAACCAAGGUGAUAAAAAAACUGAUGGAGGUGAAGGAGUUCCUGACACGACCUGAGAACUUGACUGUGCACCUGGCUGCAAAUAUUGAAAAGUUAUCACUGCACGGUAGUCUGCAUACACCUUGGAUAACCUGCAUAACCAGACAGCCAAGGCCUCCAGCCUCUAUGAAAAGCUCUGCGCAGGUGCCGUGCCAUGCGCUGCUGUUUCGUGGCACUGAGCAGGGUCUUCCACGAGAUGUGAUCACGUCUGUGGGCUCGGUAGAGUCGGCCUUCCUGACCCAGUGCUCACCUAGCCUCAGCUCUUAUACAAGCCCUGACCUGCCUCCAUUGCUGGUGCUAAUCCAAUAUCUCGUACAGCUGGAGGGUCCCAUGUGGCGGCAAAUCCGAGGCCAGGGCCUGUCAUAUAACUAUGACCUGCAGUUAAGACCCUGUGAUGGCCUGCUGUACUUUGUGCUGACUAAGUCGACACUGGUGGCAGCCGCAUACCGUGAGGCAAUGCAGAUAGUACAGCGGCACGCUGCAGGCGAGGAGGAGUGGGAUGAAGAGCUGCUGGAAGCGAGCCGCAGUAGCCUGAUGUUUGAGAUAAUUGAGAAAGAGAAGUAUGUCAACGAGGUUGCCCUCCAGUCCAUGCUGUCCUACCUUCGUGGCAUCGACAUGAGCUACACAAGGACCCUGCUGGAGAAGGUGGCAAAAGUGAAGCUAGCAGACAUGGUGCGUGUGGGAAAGCAAUAUCUGUCUUCACUCUUUGACCCAACUGUGUCCAAGCUGGCCAUUUGCUGCCACCCAUCCAAGGUUGAUGAUACUGUUGCUGCUUUCAAAGAGUUCCGGAGAAACCUCACAGUUGUCACAUCUCUGGACGAUAGCAUUUUUGCAAAGUAUUGAAAAUGUGGCCAAUCAUCAAAAAGUCGAACCACUAAACUGGCACAGCCCAAGCCCAAAGCUGAGGAUCUGAGCAAGUCGCCCUUUGUUCACAGCUUUCUUAUUUCUAAACUGCUGUCUAAGAUACUUGUUCGUUGGUGCGCACCACACUUGUCGUAGGCACGGACUUUUAAAAUAAAGCCUGUACAAUUGUUUGUACAA
This is a messenger RNA of Dermacentor andersoni, 3397 nucleotides long. RefSeq lists its product as uncharacterized. The record is from RefSeq and is a predicted model, not a curated record. NCBI's taxonomy places the organism in Eukaryota, Metazoa, Arthropoda, Arachnida, Ixodida, Ixodidae. Gene Ontology annotation, molecular function: metal ion binding.